AGCGACAGAGGCAGGCCCUAAGUCAGAGGUGAAGAAAGCAAGACAGGAGUCCUCCCAGACAGCAGGGGGCAGCAGCAGCAGGCAUGCAGGACUCCACCUCAGACAGCAUGCUGGCGAUGGCCAAACAGGAACAGAACUCCAAGCAUCUGGACGAACACAGAGAAACAGACGAAAUGUCUGAGAAGACGUCGCCAAACAAGAACCUCAAAUCCCCCCAGAAAGGCUCCAAGCGACUGAAAACGGCCCCCUUCAAAAUGACGCUGCUGGACACUUCUGACUUUGAAGGAGAAAUCGAGAAACACUCAAGAGGACAGACCCUGAUUGACAUGGUGUGUGAGCACCUCAACCUACUGGAGAAGGACUACUUUGGCCUGACCUUUGCUGACACAGACACCCAGAAGAACUGGUUGGACCCCUCCAAGGAGAUCAAGAAGCAGAUGCGCAACUCUCCGUGGAACUUUGCUUUCUCAGUCAAGUUCUACCCUCCAGACCCCUCCCAGCUCACUGAGGAUAUCACCAGAUACUACCUAUGUCUGCAGCUGAGGGAUGACAUGCUGUCAGGUCGACUGCCUUGCUCGUUCGUCACUCAUGCCCUUCUGGGCUCCUACUCCGUUCAAGCCGAGCUGGGAGACUAUGACCAGGAUGACCACGGCUCGGACUAUGUCAGCGAUUUCCGCUUUGCCCCCAAUCAGACUCGCGAGCUGGAGGAGAGGGUUAUGGAGCUCCAUCGGAACUACAAGGGGAUGACUCCAGCAGAGGCUGAAAUUAACUUCUUGGAGAAUGCGAAGAAACUGUCCAUGUACGGUGUGGACCUCCACCAUGCUAAGGAUUCUGAAGGGAUUGACAUAAUGCUGGGGGUCUGUGCCAACGGUCUGCUGAUUUACAGAGAUAGGCUGAGAAUCAACCGCUUUGCCUGGCCAAAGAUCCUAAAGAUCUCUUAUAAGAGGAGCAACUUCUACAUCAAGAUACGACCUGGAGAGUACGAGCAGUUUGAAAGUACAAUCGGUUUUAAGCUUCCCAACCACAGAGCUGCCAAGAGGCUGUGGAAGGUCUGCAUUGAGCAUCACACUUUCUUCCGGCUGGUAUCUCCAGAGCCUCCACCUAAGGGCUUCUUGGUUAUGGGUUCAAAGUUCAGAUACAGCGGACGGACACAGGCUCAAACCAGACAGGCCAGCGCGCUCAUCGACCGGCCUGCUCCACACUUUGAACGCUCCACCAGCAAGAGGUACCUGCUGUCCAGGAGCUUGGAUGGAGAGUUCUCGCGGCCAGCCUCAGCCAUGUGUGAGAACCACGACGGCCUGUCCCACCGCAGCGCCGGCGAACAGCGUCACCUCCACAGCCCCUCCAUGGACGAGCAGGAGACCGAGCUGGAGCCCAGCAUGGAGCAGGACGAGGACCCAGACCAGGGCACGGAGUCGGAGCAGGAAAAAGACUUCGAUGGCAACGUCAGUCCAAGCCGAAAGAAGGAGAUCAUGUUCCUGGACAAGUCUCAGGACGUCUUGCUGAAGCACCAGGCCAGCAUCAAUGAGCUGAAGAGAGCCCUGAGGGAACCCAACAGCAAGUUGAUGACCCGUGAGCAGCGUCUGUCUGGAAGCUCCCCGACCAGCACACCAGAGAAGAAGGCUCCUCCUGUGGCGAGGAAAGACGCCAGUGCUGUGAAUGCAGCCCAUAUCCUGAAGAGGACCGACUCCAAGAGUGAAACACAAACUAAUGGAUCUGAGCUCCAUCCCAACACCGUCAACAUCUCCUCACAGAACUUUGGAGCCGUCAGCCCACUGGAGGCUCCUGCUGCCCUUAAAGAAAAUGGCUCCCCUGUCAAAGCCAGCACCCAGGGGAGGGAGUCUGUCGUGUCCCCGGUGACCAUCACCGCUGAGAACGUCACCUCGGCAACCACAACUCAAGUUACCAAGACUGUGAAAGGAGGCUACUCAGAGACCAGAAUCGAGAAAAGGAUUAUCAUCACAGGAGACGAUGACGUGGACCAACAUCAGGCCCUCGCCAUGGCGAUCCAGGAGGCCAAGCAGCAGCACCCCGACAUGCUGGUGACGAAAGCAGUGGUCAUCAGGGAAACAGAGUCGCCCACCGAGGAUGUGCAGCAGAAGGCAGAGUCCUGAUCGGUAAAGAUGGCCCCUGAGACGGGGAGACACAAGAGGGAUCCUCCAGCUGUGUGUGUCACCUGCCCCCCCCUUGCAGUACGCCACCAAGAGGACUAUCUACUGAGAACAGACUGCGUUCCACGAGGCAGUCAGCUUCACUCCUGUCCCUUUAGACAAACCAACUGU
Messenger RNA from Limanda limanda (common dab), 2282 nucleotides. RefSeq names its product band 4.1-like protein 1. Gene Ontology annotation, molecular function: structural molecule activity; actin binding. The transcript has 18 exons. Gene Ontology annotation, cellular component: plasma membrane; cytoskeleton. The record is from RefSeq and is a predicted model, not a curated record. Lineage: Eukaryota; Metazoa; Chordata; Actinopteri; Pleuronectiformes; Pleuronectidae. The coding region runs from base 84 to 2114 and encodes 676 amino acids. Gene Ontology annotation, biological process: cortical actin cytoskeleton organization.